Molecule: messenger RNA, 873 nt
Organism: Cetraspora pellucida
Lineage: Eukaryota; Fungi; Glomeromycota; Glomeromycetes; Diversisporales; Gigasporaceae
Source: the annotation of a GenBank genome assembly
AUGAACCAUCUUACACAAAUUAAUGAACACGAUAGUACACCUAAGAACGUUUUUAAUAUUAUUGAUGAUGAAGAUGUUCAGAUUUAUAUGCAUAACUUCUACAAGUUUUUUUUUAAUGGCGAUUUAGGGGCUCCAGUUCAUGAAAAGCUACAAAAGAGUGCUAAAGUACUAGCAUUUCGUGAAUGUGGAAUUUGGACUGCAGAGGUUGCAGCUGAAUAUCCAAAUUCAGAAUUUUAUGCGGUUGAUUCUAUCAUACUGGAUUCUAGAAAUGAAUUUAAUAAUAUUACAUUUAUUGAAUGUGAUGAUUUUAAAAAGAUACCAUUCCCAGAUAAUGAAUUUGACUAUGUUUUUACUAGAGAUAAUUUUUUAUAUUUAGAAAAAACAACGCUUCAAGAAGGUUUAUCUGAGCUAUUUAGAGUAUUAAGGCCAGGAGGUUGGUUAGAGGUUAUAAACUCGCGUCAGACGGACCUUGCUCCUGGACUAAUGUAUACAGGAUUAGUCAACGCAUGGAGAUCGUAUCUCGAGACACAAAAUAUUGAUUCUGAUAUAUUGAACAACUUUGAAAAUUACCUUCAUGAGACUGGAAAAAUCGAUUAUAUGUCGUAUCGAAUAAUAAAACCACAGGCCAAGAAUGCUUCUGAAGAAGUUUUUAUUGAUUUUUUUCUCAUGUUUUUUAGAAAUGCGAGAGAUGUGUUGGCUUCUUUUAUGAACAUUUCAUUUGAAGAAUAUGAUGUCUUGAUGAAUAAUAUUGAAAAAGAACUAGAAGCUAAAGGUAACAGAAUGACAUUGUUACAUAAAAAAGUACUUGCAAGAAAGAAGUACACGCAUUCUAAAGAAACUGAAAUUACCAUACCGGAUCUAAGCACUAAAUAA